AUGAUACAACCACAUUUGACUUCCACUAUCAGCAGUCAGCAUCAGACUCAAACUAAAGACAAUUUUGAUCAAAAUACACAGCCCACUCAACCUAUUCAACGCACUGAACUUGAGCCACAAAUGGGACAGUUUCCACUGCCGACUUACCCCAACACAUCUUUGCCCAGAAUCGACGAGUUGAACCGCAACACACCCGAACCUUACCCAAUACAACCAUUAAGUCUGACUUCAAGAGACUAUAAACAUGAUAUCCAACAUCACCAUCAGAACAAUAACAAUAACAGCAACAACAGCAACAACAGCAACAGUUCACACUUGACGGACCACGAGGCACACUUGUUGAAUAAACCAAAGAGACAGAGAAGAAGCUACAGUUGUGGCCCAUGUAAACUCCUAAAGAUUAAAUGUGAUUUGCAAAUACCGUGUGCUUCUUGCAAGAAGUUCAAAAGAGUAGCACGUUGCAUGAUGCAGCCCCCACAACCCCCAUCGCAAGAAGAACUAAACAAAAUCAAAGAGAGGAAAAAGAGAUCAUUAUCUAAAAAGUUAAAAACCACUGGCGGUGGUGAAGCGGGACAUUUGAGUGAUGGCGGUGAAAAUGCCAUAGCUUCAGCCUUACUAUCUAGUGACACCAACUCAACUCUGGAUGCAAAUCAAACAAAGUUGAAAGGAACUCGCAGCGCAACUUUGCAUGGAGAAUCGUCCAAUCCGUAUGGCGAUCAUCCAAUCUCGCAUAUAACAUCUCAAUACGAAGAACUAGACAAGAAUACUUUUUCGAAAUUAGCACGCCAAAAAUUCAAAACAUUGGCAAAGGGCGAUGUCUUAAACCAGCUUCUCCUCCAAGACUCACAAAAGUUUGUUGACCUAACAAUGGUUGACAUCAAACGAAUCAAGCGACUCUUGCCUAAAUCUUUUCAAGUAUAUGAGCGGCUAAGCCAGUUGUUCACAAACACUUUGCAUAUAAUUUCACUCGAUGUGCAAAACUUUAAAGAAAUUACCCUACAAUCCAAAAUAGUCUAUGACAAACUACUCAGUAUACUGGAUGGAGACGUGCGCAACAUUGGCCAAACAUUCAAAUUCAAUAUAGUUGAAUUGCGCAACCUUUCAUUGUUUUUUCUCAUAUUGACCAAUGGCUACUCUUUUGAUUAUGAAAAAACCAGCAAUUUCUUACUAGAGAACAGACAUAUAUAUAACAGAGUAGACUUGAUGGAAGACUGGCUCAAUAUUGCCAAAUUCAUCAAGUCCAAAAUCAUGUCCUUCAACUCCCUCACAGAUAUCAUAUACCUCAUGGACUGGUAUUUGAUUAUCAAAAACUAUUACACUUUUAGGGACAUACUUAUUGAAAAUUAUUUGGAAUUCAACAACCUCUUCAACCAUGUGGUUUUGAACAAUGAGUUUAUUGCAAUCUUGGAGGACACGCUCGAAGAUGAUCAAUCCAGCUCUGGAAAUUUGGACGUAAUAGAUAAAGCAAAUGAAUCCAAUAACGAUGAGUUUAUUAGUUCUGAGAAAAGAAAAAUUUCUUUGCAAAAUAAAUCACACGAGUUUGUUAUAUUAGCCAAGUACUGGGCACAAAUAAGAUUGACCGAAUACGAAUUCCCCUUUUUCCAGUACAAAGGAUCUAUGUUAGUGUCAAGUCGUUUCAGAAAUACCCUUGUCCCACAUAAAGAGAUGUUGGACAUCCUCUAUGGUAAAGACUUGGAAUUGAGUGCGUCUCCUUUAAGUCGAUACUACAUUAAGAUUUGGAGCUUUUAUUUUAACAAAAAAUCGAACCGAAGCACUGACACCCAGGGCAUCAUUAGAAAAUAUCUUUUGUUCUACACCCAAGUGUUGAACUUGUCGUUGCAAGAAUUGGGAGACAUUCACAAAAUACUUUUGCAGCAGAAAAUGCUCGGACAAACACCACGCACUAUCGAACGAAAUGAUUUGGAAUUGUUAGUGAUGAACCAAAGACUGCUUCUAUUGUUUGUUCAAUACUUGUCAUUUAUUCGAGUUGAAUCGAACUAUUUUCCUAGUUUGAGGUAUGCGUCAUUCUUUACCAGUAUGAUGAAUUUGUUCAACCACUUUACAUUGUUGGAUGAUGUUUCUGGAGGUCAAUUGGCUGACAUUUUAAUGAUCCAUAUGCCCUUAUACUAUAUCCGGUGUUUUUACCAGAGCUUGAUUUACCAAAGCUUGUUCUUGGUAUUGAUGAAGUAUGCUCUUUUGCACAACUCAAGGAUUGGGAAUGUUAGCUACAAGGUUAAUUAUGCGCAGCAAUAUGCAACGCUUUUGCAAUCUUUUCAAAUCAUUUCGUCCAAGUUUACAAAGAGUCAUAACAUACAAUAUAAAUAUGGUGACAUGCCACUUUACCAAAAGAUUGUAGGUAUACUUACCGAUUUGACAAAUAUUUUAAAUGCAGAGCCAAAUGGGGGAGAUACUCAACAACCGGGUCUCUUUGAGUUCAAUGACUUUGAUGAUGUUCUUGACAAUAUCGAAUCAAGCAUGUCUCCAAUAAACUGGGACUGUCUUUGUAAUACGUACCAUGGCUCAAAGGAUAACUUGUAUAGAUACGCAGAAAAAGUUUGGGACUUGUUCAUGUACCUCAGCAAUAAAGUCGGAGAGGUUAGUACCGAAAUCUAUAUUACCCCAGAGAUUAAGUUUGAUGAUGAAUUUAUGAAACUGAGUGAGGGCAAUUUUACAGGGUUUAUUUUUAACGAGGACACUGUGGAUCAGUAUAUGAAGCUAAUUGUGGAACCAAAUGUUAAAGACUAA
Lodderomyces elongisporus is the source of this 2745-nucleotide messenger RNA. RefSeq names its product Zcf8p (gene ZCF8). Gene Ontology annotation, cellular component: nucleus. The record is from RefSeq and is a predicted model, not a curated record. The coding region runs from base 1 to 2745 and encodes 914 amino acids. Gene Ontology annotation, molecular function: zinc ion binding; RNA polymerase II cis-regulatory region sequence-specific DNA binding; DNA-binding transcription activator activity, RNA polymerase II-specific. NCBI's taxonomy places the organism in Eukaryota, Fungi, Ascomycota, Pichiomycetes, Serinales, Debaryomycetaceae. The transcript has a single exon. Gene Ontology annotation, biological process: regulation of transcription by RNA polymerase II.